AUGACUAUAACAUUACUAGCCUAUGGAGCUAGUGAGAUCCUAGUUGUACCUUCCUUUUGGUGGGUCGUGUGGCAUAGCUGGGUGAGCACUGGUUCUCCGGGCCAUACCUGGAGUGGCGGAGGAGAGCGUGCAAGCGAGGAGGGCAUCUGCCCGAGCGCCGUUUCAAACGCUUCCCUGGGCCUCGACCUGCAUCCUUCACUUGAGUCCUUGAGUCUUGCAGGACUAUGCAUGGUUGCCUGGCCAUUGCCGCCGUCCGGAGUGGUGGGUGUGAGCGUGGGCGCGGCCCUGCUCGUUCUGCUGCUGGGGGCGGCGAGCUGGGUGUGCUACCGGCGGCGCGGAGGCCACAAGAAGCUGAGCGAGCGCCCCCUCACGCUGCGGCGCCCCACGGCCGUCAAGAACCCCGCCCCGCAGAGCCACUACCUGAAGAAGUCUCCGUCUCCUACGGGGAAAUCCCCGACGGGAGGGAAGACGCCCCCCGGGGCACGUACCCCCACGACCAGCCUGCCCCCGCCGGGAUGCGGCGCACUCUCGCCCAGCUGCACCACACCUAGGGUCUCCUCCCCCGCCCACCAGAGCUCCCGCGGCGUCGAGGCCGACCGCGUGACCUACGAGAACGAGCACGACAAGCCGAGCACGCCGUCCAAGGAGGAACUCGAGCUCAAUGAGAGGAACCUGGCCAAGGAGGCGCAGCCCACGCGCCUGGGCAAGCUGCACUUCAAGCUGAGGUACAAUUUCGACAAGAACGCUCUGGUCGUGACCAUAGUCAGGUGCAGCGACCUCCCGGCCAAAGACCCUGCCUUGACCUCGAGUGACCCGUACGUCAAGCUGCAGUUGCUUCCCGAGAAGCAGCACAAGGUCAAGACACGCGUUCUGAGGAAGACUGUGAACCCGGUGUAUGACGAAGAUUUUACCUUCUACGGGAUCAACUACUCUCAGCUUCAGAACAUCACGCUGCACUUCGUGGUCCUGAGCUUCGACAGGUACUCGCGCGACGACAUCAUCGGCGAGGUGGUGUCCCCGCUCGGCCAGCUCGACUUUACCAACACCGAGAACUGCAUCAGCCUCACGCGGGAGAUCAACCCGCGCUCCCUCAAGAUCCGUUCGCAGGGACGAGGUGAGCUCCUGGUGUCCCUGUGCCACCAGCCGGCCGCCAACCGCCUCACCGUCGUCGUCCUGAAGGCACGCAACCUCCCCAAGAUGGACAUCACCGGCCUGUCAGACCCGUACGUGAAGAUCUACCUGCUGUACAACGGGCAGCGUGUGGCCAAGAAGAAGACGCACGUGAAGAAGCGGACGCUGAACCCGGUCUUCAACGAGUCGUUCGUGUUUGACCUGCCGGCGGGCGUGGUCGGCCUCGAGAGCAUCAGCCUCGAGUUCCUGCUCCUCGACUGGGAUCGUGUCACUAAGAACGAGGUCAUCGGCCGCCUGGAGCUGGGCGGGUCCCGGGCGACCGCCUGCGGCUCGGCCAACCACCACUGGAGCGAGGUGGUGACGUCCCCGCGCCGCCAGAUCGCGGAAUGGCACAAGCUUCGAGAGUAAAAGCGAAACGAGAAGCGGCGUUUCCCUUUUCGGCGGAGAUGGAGGAUGGUUAGAAGAAGGCCGUUUGGUGUGUGUGCUGCAUUCCUUAAUCCUCCGUCACUACGUUGUUUCUCCCCUUCAUUGCACUUGUCUAAGGUGCUGCCUCAGAAUCAUUUUGCUAAACAAAUAUCUCCGUGAGUAUGUGAUUGAGAAAUAAGGUGCAAGUGCAUACAGCUGAGAAUUAUUAUUCGAUGAAUAAAGAUAGUUACUUCUGCGACAGACACAAGGAUCUAUUGCAUAUUUCACUGUUUAUCAAUGUCAAAAGAAUAAAGAAAUAUAUGUGAAUUAUUUCAGUACAAAAAAUAUAUGAGUAUGUCGUUCCAGGUCUGAUUAGAGACAAUAUUGCAGAGAAAAGAGCUUUGGUAUCUGAGACAGACUAAGCAUCAUUCCAAAUGUAACGUCAUCAUAUUGGCAUCUUACGUUGGUAAAAGUGCAUUUGGGUUCAGUGUUACAAACAUCUUGCCUUAAGAUGGACUUCAAAGGAAUAAUGGUUGUAUGCAAAAGGAAUAUGUAUACAUAUAUUGAUAAAUUUAUAAGAUAAUAACAAGAGAAAAGUUAUGAACCAGUCAUUGGCUCUGUUGCUGGUUCCAACAAUUUUAAACUAAAGAAAUAGAGAUCUCAGCUUAUAUGGUGUAAAAUCGCAAUGCUUGCUACGGGGCCAUGUCUUCAGCUUCAGUGUGCGAGUGAAUAUGCUUGUUCAGGGGCCUUCGUUCACGAGUAGAAGCUUUUUUUUCUCUUUUUUAUUCUCCUUAACUCUCACUGUGAACAUUCAAAGUAGAUAAUUAUUUUUCUCUCAUUUCCCGAUUAUCCUUCACAGUGUUUCAAAGGAAGUGGCGAGUGAUGUGUGUAUGAUGCGAGUCCCCGAUUGCCAGUUUGGGAGGUGUUACUACAGCGUUGGCUAGUUUCCCUGUCUAUAUCCUCUUAAUGGAUACACACGUUCACGGGUAGAUCUUAAAACUGAAAGACACAUUAGUUUUUCACGCAACCCUCUAUUCCAAAGUAUAUCAUUAUUGUAAUAUUUUUCACCAAGCCAGUUGUUUAAAACCAUAGUACCAGUCGAACUUCUAACUUCUUUUUCCUCAUAACUUGCUAAACAAAUGUAAUUCAUCACAAAAGGGAAUAUGGGAAUAACUAAAACUAAGAGAAAUUUUGAUUCAGUAUUAAUUAAGACGAAGAGAAAAUGUACUCCUAGUUAUGCAAGUUAAAAUCUCGUUGAGUAACUUAAAGUUGACGUUUAAUCUCAAUGUUUAAUUUUGGUCUGUUCGUUAUACACGAAAACUGUUCGGUGAAUAGAAGCCUUAACGUGUAGCAUCAUGUCUGUUGUAAAAGAGGUCGCAGAUACACUUUCAACAGCUCCAUGGAAGCCUGUGGAAUAAAGGAAGCAACGGCACUGGCUUCUUCGGGCCCUUUCCGGGGACGCAGUUCAGCGGCAGUCUAGGGAAGACGUAGCUUAGGGGCGCGAGCCAAAGAGUUUGACUAUUAUCUAUAAAAGUAUAAAUUUAUAACACACACACACACACACACACACACACACACACACACACA
Penaeus indicus is the source of this 3123-nucleotide messenger RNA. RefSeq names its product synaptotagmin-4-like (gene Syt4). The coding region runs from base 1 to 1539 and encodes 512 amino acids. Gene Ontology annotation, cellular component: axon; synapse; exocytic vesicle. The record is from RefSeq and is a predicted model, not a curated record. The transcript has 10 exons. NCBI's taxonomy places the organism in Eukaryota, Metazoa, Arthropoda, Malacostraca, Decapoda, Penaeidae. Gene Ontology annotation, biological process: regulation of calcium ion-dependent exocytosis; cellular response to calcium ion; regulation of dopamine secretion. Gene Ontology annotation, molecular function: phosphatidylserine binding; SNARE binding; calcium ion binding.